AUGGCCAAAUCAAUUCGUGAGGUUGCCAGAUGGAUUUUGCGCAACACCCUCAUCUCCAGUGAAAGCCUAACUCCGGAGAUACGUCUCCGACUUAUCACUGAGCAAAGUUCUCUGUGGAGAAGUAAACCUGAGUUAUGUCCUUUCGUCGAUCCCUUCUGGGCCUUUUAUUGGCCAGGAGGUCAAGCAGUAACGCGAUACAUUCUCGACAAUGUUUCCCUAUUCUAUGGAGCAAAUGUGCUAGAUUUUGGAUGUGGAUGUGGCUCAGCGAGUAUUGCCGCGUCUAUGGUCGGUGCAAACGUUAUUGCCAACGACAUUGACGAAAGUGAGAGACAGUUUUUUCGAAAGCUUUUGUUAUAA
Strongylus vulgaris is the source of this 357-nucleotide messenger RNA. NCBI's taxonomy places the organism in Eukaryota, Metazoa, Nematoda, Chromadorea, Rhabditida, Strongylidae. The record is from the annotation of a GenBank genome assembly.